Molecule: messenger RNA, 3210 nt
Organism: Achroia grisella
Lineage: Eukaryota; Metazoa; Arthropoda; Insecta; Lepidoptera; Pyralidae
Product: 5'-AMP-activated protein kinase subunit gamma-2-like
Exons: 2
Coding region: 399-2438 (679 amino acids)
Source: RefSeq, a predicted model, not a curated record
CGCGAGAAUUCCAUAAUGUGAACGCGACUCGACUGUUUCUAUUCAAUGAAGUCAGCGCGUUUGUUAGAAUAUUGAGAGCGAUUGUAAAUUGUACUAAUUGAGCAUGGCGGUCCUUGCUGGCAUAACAGUAGCUUCAUCAAUUCCCAUCUUUUAAUGCCUAUGUCGUACGUAAUCCGCUUAUUUUCCCAGUGAAGCAGGUGUACCUACGUUUCUAUACGCGGUCGACGCUCUGCAAUUAUUUAAAACUGGGUGUAUGCUCAUUAUGCACAAUGCAAAUGUGUGUGUGAAGUGUCCACAAAUAGUGCAAAAGGAGAUCGAUUCAAUUAUCUCUAUUGUAUCAAUGCUUCCUCCAGAUUAUGGAUCAUUGAAAAGGUAUAAAUAUUAAAAUCAUAUAAGAAAUGGAUCCAAUCUUAGAAAAUGAAUCCGCAACGUCGGAGACUCCUUCCAAAUAUGGAAAGAAACACAAACAUAAAAAGAAAAAGGGCGAUGUACAAAAGGACAGUCAAACAGUUAUUGGUGAGAAAAAGAAAUUUGUUGUUACAACGUUAUCUACGUCUGAUGAUAAAGAUGGUGCAUCUAGUAGUAUAGCUUCGAAUAACGUACACACAGUACAUUUUGGAACGCGUGGUGUGGAGUCGCAGAGACCUCAUAUAAGAUCUAUUUUUAAAGAUAGAUCUGGUCAAUCAUCAAGGCCCUCUAGUACUGAAAGAGAUCCUACUGAAACGAAGGAAUAUGAAACUUUUCACGGAACAUCAUCUAGUCCACGUAGCUCUAUUUUUGACAUAUUUCGAUUAAGAAGAAAAAGUGAUGCAAAGAAGUACCAGCCUAAACCUGCAAAGCAAACGGAAAGUCAAGAAACUCCAACAGACGAGAAUAAUACCAGUGAAUCAAAAGAUUCUCAUAAGAAGUACUAUCACACAGUAACAGGAGUUUCAUCUCGAAAAUCUAGUCCAAUUACAAGAAUAAUGGAUAUAUUUAAGACUAAGCCUCAUAACGAAAACCAUCAAACUACUGCUGAUCCAGUAAAAAAGAAAAAUCGUCGAUCUUCCAUAGAGACCACUUCUCCGACCUAUCAUAAAAAUUCAUAUGCAUUAUGGGAUCCCACACAGGCUAAACAGUUAUUUAGAGAAGUCCGGGGUCUACCUAAAUACGACCCCUAUUUGUCAAUAGUUCAAAUAUCGAUUGGAGGCAGAGAUAAAACAAAAUUAUUGUUAAAUUUUUUUAAAUAUCAUAAAUGUUAUGAAAUUUUGCCUAAAUCAGCAAAAGUUAUUAUUUUUGAUACUCAAUUUUUAGUGAGAAAAACUUUCCCUACGCUUAUUUCACAUGGUAUACGGUCUGCACCACUUUGGGAUGCUAAUAAAAAAUUACUCGUUGGUAUGAUUACAGUAACUGAUUUUAUUCGCAUACUUUUACAUCUAGACGCUGAAAAUUUGUCAGUGGAGGAUUUAGAGCGACAUACCCUUCACAAUUGGAGAAAAAUAUUGCGAUCAACUAGAAAAAAUCUAUGCAGUGUAAGCCCUGAUCAAUCUUUACAUGAUGCAAUAAAUUUACUGAAUAAAAAUCGUAUUCACCGUCUCUUAAUGAUAGACCCACAGACUGGUGAUGUAUUGUAUAUAUUAUCUCAUAAGAGAAUUUUAAGAUUUCUAUUUGUAUAUUUAAAUGAAUUCCCUGAACUAACGUUUUUUCAUAAAAAAUUGUCUGACUUAAAAAUUGGAACAUUCGAUGACAUUGUAUCGGUAACCGAUAAUACUACUAUUAAAACAGCAUUUCAGUUGUUAUUAGAAAAAGAUAUUUCAGCUUUACCAGUUUUAGAUGAUAAUGGUAUUCUUAUUGAUGUCUAUGCUAAAUAUGAAGUUUUGAAUUUAGUCAGUGAAAAGCUUUAUGCAAAUUUAUCAUUGACGAUCGGCGAAGUAAGAAAUAAAAAAAAAGACUGGGAAGAAAAGUUACAAAAAUGUCUUUCAAGUAUUACUUUAUAUGAGGCCUUAGAAGUUAUAGUUAGAACUGAGAGUCAUCGAUUAUUAUUAGUAAAUAAGGAAGGUAAACUUGUAGGAAUUGUUUCACUGUCGGAUAUUUUAGUAUAUUUAAAUAGAAUAAUACCUACCGAGAAAAAGGUAUCGUCAUUGCAAGAAAUCUUCAAACCGCUUGAAGAAAAUAAAGUAGCUGAGUCACCAAGGGAAAAUGAAAAUGAAGUUCUAAUUAUUGAUGUACCAAAUUUGAAAGUAGAAGAAAAUAUUGUACCUGAAAUUAAUGUGGAAGAAAUAAUUUCUGAAACAAAUAACGAUGUAAAUAGUUUACCAAACGAAAAUAUUAAUGAAGAAGACAAUAUAAGUGACAGCAAGUUAGUUGAAAGUGUGGAUGAUAAUUUGAGCGUAGAACCUGCCAUAGUCCCUUCUACGACAGAUGAAUCAAACACCGAUAUAGAUAAUGCGAAUAAUUAGAUCAAAUUUUAAUCCAAAGAAAUUGUGAUAGGUGAAAUCGCCGAGUCAGUAUAUUAAUCUCAAAUAUGCUUUUGCUUGUAUUGAUAUUGUAAUUUAACAUGAUUAAUAAUGCAUCAAAUACCACGUGAUUGCCUUAUUCAUUUAAAUCAUUAUUGAACAUUGCUGAAACUUAAUAAAAUAUUUUAGCAGCAAAUUCUACUUUUUUAAUUGGUAUUUCCAUAAACCAUUUUAAUGGAUACAAUUCCAAUAUAUAGGAAUUUUGAAAUUUCAAAAUAUAUCGUUGUUAUGGAUUCAGAGAUUCCGUAGUACCUACAGUAAACAGUUUUAUAUAAUCAAAUAUGUAUCGUAAUACAGAGCAACUUCAGUCAAAGAGGACAUAGGAAAACAAUUCUUUAAUUGUUUUCCUAUGUUCCUAUUUCCUAUGUAAAUAUGUAUGUAACAUUUUUUUAAAUUUAUGAAGCACUUAUUCCAAUGUAGCUAUAGAAAUGUGUAAAAUGUUUUCAUCAAUUCACUGUGUUGACUUAUUCAUAUUGGUAGUUCUGCCAUCUAAAAAGUAUUUUUUGUGGGGUCGAUUAAUAACGAUGUGCGUGUGUAUGUUUCAUAUACAGUAAAAUCAGGUCUGCUACUCUUAGGUGUGGUCUGUUGAAUAAGAGCACAACACAACUAUAAAACCUGUUAAAUAAACACGCAAGGACAUUUGGGUUAACUUGUGAUAAUAAUAAAAAAUAUUUAAAAAUUUGCAUACAACGUUGUACGGAGCGAUUAAUAUCGA